AUGGAACAGAACUUUAAUGACGAUAGAUUCAAACUUGACAAAGAAACACCGGAAUCAAUUCAAAGUCCUUAUGGGGACAUUCAAACGAAUCGCAACCAAAACCGCUACUCUGCGCCGUCGCUAAACAACCCCCGCGCACGCUACUCGACCGAGUAUGACCACCGCUUCUCGACCGAGAUCCCAGUGAACGCAGCCCACCCGCAAAAUGACUCGGCCUAUAAGUUGGAACGUAUCCGCCAGAACAUCGGCGGCUCAAAUGGAGCGGCUCUCAACCGUUAUUCUCAAGGAUCAACAGAUGCUCUUUGCUCGCCAAAAACGGACAAGGAGAAGGAAAAUGCGAAAAAUGUUGUGACUCGAGCUGUUUCGCAAAAAAUGCCCAGUGAUCCCUUUCCGAAAUUCACCGAUGAGAUGAGUCAAUUUGUCAAAUCCUCAUUGGCGGGAAAGAAUGCAAAUGACAUCGUUUCGGAGAUACCGCAAAUGUUUGUCACCAAAUCCGACAUGGAGACCUUAAAUGAAUCCACUUGGAUUGAUGGAGAGGUGAUCAAUUUUUACUUAAAAUUGAUCGAGAUGCGAUCCCAAACACUUUCAACGAUGCCUCGGAUCAAAUCGUUGAGUAGCUUCUUCUACACCAAGCUUAAAGAACACGGACCCAACUCUGUGAAGCGAUGGACGAAAAAAUUCAACAUUUUUCAAUCCGAUUUAGUCUUCUUUCCGAUAAAUAUGAUUGUUCCCACUCCAAGUGAGCCUUUUCCUAAGAAACCAAAUCAUUGGACUCUUGCUUAUGCAGAUAUGAGAAGAAAAAGACUUUGCUACCUUGAUUCAUUAGGGGCAUACAAUACUGAGUGCGUAACGACUCUUUUUGAAUACUUAAAGGCCGAGCAUCUGCUAAAACAAGAAAAACCUCUCAGUCAGGACUGGAAGAUAGAAUCAAUCGCCGAAAACAUCCCUCGACAGAUGAAUAAUUUCGAUUGUGGAAUUUUCGCUAUGACAUUCGCAGAAUACCUUUCGCGCGAUGCUGUCUUCGCCUUUACCCAAAAGCACGCGUCAACCUUGAGAAAAUUGAUAGCGUAUCAAAUUCUUCAAAAAAAACUUCUGCUUUAA
Messenger RNA from Oikopleura dioica, 1101 nucleotides. NCBI's taxonomy places the organism in Eukaryota, Metazoa, Chordata, Appendicularia, Copelata, Oikopleuridae. The record is from the annotation of a GenBank genome assembly.